AUAUAUAUAUAUAUAUAUAUAUAUAUGUAUUAAAAAAAAAAAAGUUCUCUGUGUUCACCGUUUACUCUGAACUAAAGCUCUUCAAAGUAAGAUAAAAAAACAAAAAGAAAAAAGAUGAUGCUUCAGUGCAGGAAUUUGAGCACUUUGAAGUUGUUUACUGUUUCUCAAAAUGGGUAUCAGAGGAAAUCAGUAGUUGGAUCAACGAUUGACAGAAAAGAUCAUGUCAAAUCAAUCAGGAAUAAGUCUACUUUGUUGCCGAUGAAAUGGCCAACAGGGAUAUUAUACUCUGGUAGUGGGAGCAGAUCUCAACCUUUGAUCGUGGCUUCAACAGUUGAAGGUGACGAGGCUUUACAUAGGACGGUCCCCAGGAGCUUCAGUGGUGCUAAAUCAUCGCAUAACACCUCUGAUACACAGACCGAAGAGAUUGAAGAGAAGAAAAUGGCGAGCCAGAAGAUCAAAGGGACUGUGGUUUUGAUGAAGAAGAAUGUGUUGGACUUCAACGACUUUAAUGCAUCGGUUCUUGAUCGUGUUCAUGAGUUGUUUGGCAAAAGGGUUUCUCUGCAGCUCGUUAGUGCCGUUAAUGUCGAACCUGCCAAUAGGUUGCAAGGGAAACUUGGAAAGCCAGCAUAUUUGGAAGACUGGAUCACCACAAUUACUCCCCUAACAGCGGGCGAGUCAGCGUUCAACAUUACUUUUGACUGGGAUAAAAAUAUUGGAGUCCCUGGAGCAUUCAUUAUCAGAAAUGAUCAUCACAGUGAGUUUUACUUGAAGACUGUCACACUUGAAGAUGUUCCAGGAGAAGGCAGAAUCCACUUUGUUUGCAAUUCAUGGGUGUAUCCAGUAGAUAAAUACAAAAAGGACCGUGUUUUCUUCACAAACAAGACAUAUCUUCCCAGUGAAACGCCUGCAUCACUACGCAAAUAUAGAGAAGAAGAACUGAUUCACUUGAGAGGAGAUGGAAAAGGAGAACUCCAGGAAUGGGACAGAGUCUAUGACUAUGCCUACUAUAAUGAUUUGGGGAAUCCAGAUAAAGGCCCGAAAUAUGUUCGUCCUGUUCUUGGAGGGUCUAAAGAGUAUCCUUAUCCUCGCAGGGGAAGAACGGGACGUGCACCAACAAAGACAGAUCCCAACGCUGAGAAGCGGCUGAAACUUCUACUGAGCCUAAACAUUUAUGUUCCAAGAGAUGAACGAUUUGGUCACUUAAAGAUGUCAGACUUUCUUGCUUAUGCUCUGAAAUCUUUCGGGCAAUUCCUUAAACCUGAGCUAGAAUCUCUGUUUGAUAAAACCCCAAAUGAGUUUGAUAGCUUUGAAGAUGUAUUUAAGCUCUAUGAAGGAGGAGUUGGGUUACCGGACAGUUUACUUGAGAAUAUAAGGGAGAACAUACCUGCAGAGAUGCUCAAGGAAAUUUUCAGAACUGAUGGUGAACAACUCCUCAAAUUUCCAAUGCCUCAAGUGAUUAAAGAGGAUAAAUAUGCUUGGAGGACUGAUGAACAAUUUGCAAGAGAAAUGCUGGCUGGAAUAAACCCUGUCCUUAUUCGUCGUCUUCAGGAGUUCCCUCCAGGAAGCAAGCUAGAUCAUAAAGUAUAUGGUGAUCAUACUAGUAAAAUAACCAAAGAGCACAUAGAGCACAACUUAAAUGGGCUCACUGUAGAUGAGGCAAUCAAGAGCAACAGACUAUUCAUACUGGAUCAUCAUGACACAUUAAUGCCGUACUUGAGGCGUAUAAACACAACUCACACAAAGACUUAUGCCAGCAGGACACUCCUUUUCUUGAAGGAUGAUGGGACUUUGAAGCCCAUAGCUAUUGAACUAAGCUUGCCAAAUCCUCAUGGGGAUCCACUUGGUUGCAUUAGCAAAGUCUAUACACCUGCUAACUAUGGCAUUGAAGGCUCCACUUGGCUACUUGCUAAAGGAUAUGUAACUGUAAAUGACUCUGGCUAUCAUCAGCUUAUCAGCCACUGGUUAAAAACUCAUGCAGCAAUUGAGCCAUUUGUGAUAGCAACAAAUCGGCAGCUCAGUGUGAUGCACCCUAUUUAUAAAUUAUUGCAUCCUCACUUCCGUGACACCAUGAAUGUAAAUGCAGUUGGACGGCAGACUCUCAUAAAUGCAGGUGGAGCACUUGAGACAACUGUUUUUCCUGCAAAGUAUUCCAUGGAAAUGUCAUCAAAAAUUUACAAGAACUGGGUUUUUCCUGACCAAGCACUCCCUGUUGAUCUGAUAAAGAGAGGAGUGGCAGUUGAAGAUAAAAAUUCUCCACAUGGUGUGCGUUUACUGAUAGAGGAUUAUCCAUAUGCUGUUGAUGGACUUGAGAUUUGGUCAGCCAUUAAAACAUGGGUUAAAGAUUACUGUUCUUUCUACUAUAAAACAGAUGAAACUGUCCAAAGAGAUUCUGAACUCCAAUCCUGGUGGAAGGAACUUAGAGAGAAGGGUCAUGGUGACAAGAAAGAUGAACCGUGGUGGCCUAAAAUGCAGACUCGUGAAGAGCUAAUAGAAAUAUUGACCAUUGUCAUAUGGAUUUCUUCUGCUUACCAUGCAGCAAUCAAUUUCGGACAGUACCCUUAUGGAGGCUACCCUCCAAGCCGACCAAGCAUAAGCCAUCGAUUCAUACCUGAGGAAGGCAGUCCUGAGUACGAGGAGCUUAAGACAAACCCGGAAAAGGCUUACUUGAAAACUUUCAAUUCCCAGCUUCUGAGUGUCCUUGGCAUUGCCCUUGUAGAAGUUUUGUCAAGGCACUCAUCUGAUGAGAUCUUUAUUGGGCAGAGAGACAUUCCAGAAUGGACUGCAGAUGCAGAAGUACUGAAAGCCUUUGAAAAUUUUGGAAAGAAGCUGAAGGAAAUCGAGGAAAAGAUUGUAAGGAUGAACAAAGAUGAGAAGUUGAAGAACCGUCUUGGACCAGCCAAGGUUCCAUACACAUUGCUGUAUCCUAGCAGUGAAGGUGGACUUACUGGCAAGGGAAUUCCCAACAGUGUCUCAAUCUAAGUCUCACCUCACCCGUUCGACUGUGUUAUACAUGAACCAAUAAAUCUUUGUGUCCCCUUUAAUGUCUUUUGUAACAAAAAUCAUAUAUGUACAAGUUAGAAGUCAGGGGAUUGUUGGAGUACUAUAGUUUACAAUAAACAUACAUGAGCUUGUUUAGAUGGCUUUUAAGUUCAUGGUGUAAAAUUGCUUGAAUAGAUGUGGUUAUUUAUUUAAA
Messenger RNA from Ziziphus jujuba (common jujube), 3193 nucleotides. Its product is annotated as probable linoleate 9S-lipoxygenase 5. Gene Ontology annotation, molecular function: metal ion binding; oxidoreductase activity, acting on single donors with incorporation of molecular oxygen, incorporation of two atoms of oxygen; protein binding. The coding region runs from base 115 to 2979 and encodes 954 amino acids. The transcript is spliced from 9 exons. Gene Ontology annotation, biological process: lipid oxidation. The record is from RefSeq and is a predicted model, not a curated record. NCBI's taxonomy places the organism in Eukaryota, Viridiplantae, Streptophyta, Magnoliopsida, Rosales, Rhamnaceae.